AUGGACCCAUCGACGCCAACCGAGCGACCACGCAAACGUCGUGCCAUCAAGGCAUGUUUGGCCUGCAGAAAGGCCAAAGUCCGAUGCAUUGGCCAGCGCCCGUGCGAGCGAUGCACCCGGAACGAUGCCGACUGCCAGUACUUCGAUUUGGCCGAGCAUGCCAACUUCUCCAGAGUAGAGAGGCUUGAGGCUGAGCUGUCCGCACUGAAAGCUAGCUUGGGCGCUGUUGAGAGAAACCAUGUAGGCCGGAUUGAGCCACUUCCGGCGCCGCUGUCUACGCCUUCGACGGCUAGUGGCCCGCCGGACCCCGUGGGCGGGACUUCGCCUGCUCAGAUGUUUGGGUAUGGAUCGUCUCUCCCUGCUUUGGCAAAUGGGAUGCUGGCUUCUCAGACACUGGUUCCACCCAGCACAGCCGCCAGCGCGGUCGAGAAAGGGCUGAUAAACUGGGAACAGGCCGCUUUCUGGUUCCAGAGCUUCUUUUCUGGCAGCCACUACUUCAUCCCAAUUUUCUGCGAGCGGCACGACACCUUCGACUCCGUCUCAUCACGCAGCGCCUUCCUUUUCGAUAGCAUCGUGACCGUUGGAUGUCGGGCCGAAGAAGGGUUCGACUCACUCGUCUACCACCGACUCCAGUCUAGCCUUCGCGAACACCUUACCAACGUCAUUAUCCACGCCAGCACACCAUGCCUCGAAACCGUGCAGGCUAUCACCGUUAUGGCCGGCUACUCGGAAAACGGGAUGGUUCUUAUUGCUAUCGCAUUAAGAUUCGCCUUGCAGUUGGGACUUCCCAAUGCCGUCGAUCGGCUGAUGACGACUGCUUCAGGAAGAGGAGGGCAAGCAGGUGCAGAAGAGAGGGAACUAUAUCGCCUCGCGAGGGUCUGGCAUGGUGUCUGCAAUCUCGAACUCUUCUUUUCAUUGGAUGGCGGCAAGCUUCCUGGCAUAACAUUGCGCACCUCCUCUCGACGAAUCCGCGCUCUCGUGAACCACCCAGACCGAACAGCCGUCGAUAUACGACUCCUGUCCCAAGUAGAGCUCAACAUCAUCCGUUCCAAUGCGUACAGAAAUAUUGCGAGUGCAACACUACCAGACGACGAAUCCGUCCUGAGAUCCACGGUGCAAGAUACAGUCGUUGAGCUAUCGCUCUGGGUAGUGGAAUGGACAGCCAUAAUCUCCUCGGAAAUAGCCGUCCAUCAGAGAGCCUUCGCUUUGUCGAAUCUCCACGUCCAGUACGAGUGGGCGCUCAUCACUCUCCAUCUCAAAGCUUUAUCCGACAGUGGCAUUGAAAACAUCGCCAUCAUGAGCGACCUCCAGCGCGACAUGGUUCGUACCGCCAAGGAGGCAUCAGUCCGGCACCUACACCAUCUGCUCGAGGCCUCGUCGUCGCCGCCCUCACCUGCCGGCUCACCUACUCAGGCACCGCCAGCAGCGUAUCUAUCAACCUUCAAAUGGACAAUGGACUACGUCUGGGCGAAGUGCGCCUUCUCCAUCCUCCUCGUGCUCAAGCUCGCUCUCUUGCUGCGCGACCCUCUGCCCUCCGUCAUACUGCUCCUCCACGACGCGCACAAGGUGCUCGAACAGCUCAAGAAGAUAACCGUCGGCCACAUCGCGUACUUCCAGAUCCUGCAGACCAGCAUCGAGAAAUGCGAAAGUGCGCUGAGGGAGCAUAUGGCGCAGCAGCAGCAGCAGCAGCAGCAGCAGCAGCAGCAGCCGGACCCUAUGGUAGGACUUGCCGGCGCGGGGUUGGGAGAUACAGGGCCCGCGGAGGAUGAGUUCCAAGGCUACGCGCCGAGCGAAUUUGUCUUUGAAUGGGACUUUCCGGGCUUGAAUCUGAAGCAUGUGCCCCUGGGCUGGCAGGAUUUGUUUAUCGAUCUAGAUAGCGUGUUCUGA
Molecule: messenger RNA, 1887 nt
Organism: Trematosphaeria pertusa
Lineage: Eukaryota; Fungi; Ascomycota; Dothideomycetes; Pleosporales; Trematosphaeriaceae
Exons: 4
Coding region: 1-1887 (628 amino acids)
Biological process (GO): regulation of DNA-templated transcription
Cellular component (GO): nucleus
Molecular function (GO): transcription cis-regulatory region binding; zinc ion binding; DNA-binding transcription factor activity, RNA polymerase II-specific
Source: RefSeq, a predicted model, not a curated record